Messenger RNA from Aspergillus ruber CBS 135680, 694 nucleotides. Its product is annotated as 2-oxo-4-hydroxy-4-carboxy-5-ureidoimidazoline decarboxylase. The transcript has 2 exons. The coding region runs from base 67 to 684 and encodes 205 amino acids. The record is from RefSeq and is a predicted model, not a curated record. NCBI's taxonomy places the organism in Eukaryota, Fungi, Ascomycota, Eurotiomycetes, Eurotiales, Aspergillaceae.
GCUACCAAAGACCAAAGCUCUCCUUGUUCAGUGAAAGAAGGAGCAAUAACCGCCCAAUCUGCCAAUAUGCCGUCGGCCCUUCCUUCGCCGUCAAGCAUAUUGUCUCUCCCCCAGGAACAGCAGUUCCAAGUCCUCGAUACUCUCUUUGAACCGUCACCGGAACUCCACGCCAUCACAGGCCCUGUCCUAGCAUCCCAAUCAUUCGCCUCAUAUGCUAGCCUGGCUGAUGCCGUGGGAAGUCAAUUUCUAGCGCUAUCUUUGUCACAGUCGCUUUCGGACAGGCAGACGCUCAUGAAGAUCCUGGGAUCGCAUCCUCGACUGGGCAGACCACCCGCCCAAGUUACAGAACAUUUAAGCGAGUUGAGCAGAGAGGAACAGGUCAAUUUGAACACAUCAGCUGCGGAGGACCAGGUGGAACGUUUGAGUCUGUUGAAUCAUGAAUACGAAAAUAAAUUUCCUGGGUUGAGAUUUGUAACAUUUGUCAACGGUCGAAACCGAGAUUUGAUCAUGGAAGAAAUGCGCCAGAGGAUUGACCGUGGUGAUCAAAGCCGGGAGAUUGAGGAGAAUAUCCAGGUUAGUUGUUCGUGUCGCAUCACCAUUCGGAUACUGAUAUCUGGACCACAGGCCAUGUGUGAUAUUGCCAAAGACCGUGCGAAGAAACUACAGCAACCAGCGAAUAUAUGACAUGUCCGAU